ACAAGCAAAAUAAUGUUGGCUUUACGUUUUUUAAGAUAAACAAACUAUUUAUUAUAGUUUCCAGUUGUUAUUUUUUUUAACUAGUAUAAAAUUCAAUCAUUUAAACUUAUUCUUUACAAAUAAGUUUCUUUUCACAUUUAAGGCUCUUAUCAAGGAGGUUGAAAACCUUCUUGCUCUUAUAGACAAAAUAAUAGUUCUAUUUUCCAAUUCAUAAAAUAUCUGCACACUUUUUCGUCAAUUGUAAUUUUAAUCAAUUCUAUUUACUUCUUUUUUCCGUAAAAGACAUCUUUAAGGCGGCGAAUCCAGCAUUUUUAUUCAGUCACAUUUUUGCAAAACAGCUGGGGUCAUUAGAUUCAUAUAUUUUGUGACUGUUUUGUUCAAUAUCAGGUCUCCUAAUAACGUAAUACUUAACCUCAAAUUGAAAAAAAAAGAAAUGAAUUGAUAAAAUAAAAAAAUUAUAAUGAAGUUAUUAAUGCCCCUGGUAGGAGGCUUCUAGGACAGGUACUAUCAGUUGGAGGAAGUUAACCUGCAGAAGGAUAACGACACAACAUAAACAGGAGGAUAGGUGAGAUUUUCCUGUAAAAAAAUAUUAAGAAAAAGCUGCAGUGAUCAAAGAAAAUGAAUUCUGAAAAGGAGAAUUUGUUUACCACGGAACUGGCCAUGAGCAGAUCAAUGAGUGGUUACACUUCUGGCUCUUCAAGAGGACCUUCUACAAUUAGUGGCAGGCCUCCUUCUUAUGAUGAAGUUCAAAGAGAAAGACUGCGCUCACAAAAAUUAUCAGAGGACUCAUUACCAGAAACGAGGCAGAUGAACAUGGAUGGAAUGGGGUAUGCAUUCUCAUCAAAGGCGCUCCCACCUCAUGCUGCGCCGAGUAUUAUUAGUCGAACUAGCGUCACAUCGGAGCCUCUCAAGAUUACAGGGUUGGAGUUCGCGUUUACCUCAAAUAACCUGCCUAGGAUCGGUAUAGAUGAAACAGACACGUUAAAUGGCAUGGCAAAUGAUAUGCAUCCUACAGGCCUGGACCGAUACAAACCACCCAUUGUUCCGGAUACCGCAGCUUUGGCAGCGGACGAAAAGCGUGGAAUGUGGGGACGAAAAGCUGAAUUUAUUUUAGCGUCUGUUGGAUUAGCAGUUGGUCUCGGAAAUGUCUGGAGGUUUCCAUAUUUAUGUCAAAGAAAUGGCGGAGGUGCUUUCCUGAUACCAUAUUUUAUCAUGAUGGUUAUUGAGGGGAUUCCCUUGUUUUACAUCGAAUUUGCAGUCGGUCAGCGUUUUCGUCGCAGUGCAAUUGGUUGUUGGAGCAAAAUGCAUCCAGCUCUUAAAGGGAUUGGUAUAUCUUGUAUGGUUAUCUCCACAAUGCUGUGCAUAUACUAUGUAGCUGUAAUUGCUUGGAGUUUUUAUUAUCUAUUUGCCUCGUUAACCUCCAAGUUACCGUGGAGAAUAGAAAAGUGCCCAAGGUAUGAUGAAUACAAUGUAUUGGACCAACUUUGCAAGAAAAACAGCUCCGACACAUAUCAUUGUGAGAUGAAGACCAACUUUACAGAAUGCUGUGUUCACGACCCGCAGCUUUACUACUUUUACAGAAAAACUUUGGAUGUGUCCACGUCAAUUGGUGAUUCAGGAAGUGGAAUAAACUGGAAGCUUGCUGGCUGUCUUGUAUUGGCAUGGGUUGUUGUAUAUGCUUGUGUCAUUAACGGAGUAAAAUCAAGUGGGAAGGCUGUAUACUUCACGGCAACGUUCCCUUACGUUAUAUUGAGCAUACUGUUCAUACUGGGUCUCUCCUUAGAUGGUGCAUCCAUUGGUUUAAAAGCUCUUUUUAAGCCUGACUUUAAAAAAUUGAGAGAUCCUCAAAUUUGGAUGGAUGCUGCCUCCCAAAUGUUUUUCACAUUAAGUUUGGGGUUUGGUGCGUUGAUUUCAUUCGCCAGUUACAUGCCUAUCAAAAACAACUGCGUGAGAGAUGCCUACACUGUGGUAUUUAUUAACUGCGGGACGUCACUGUUUGCUGGUAUAGUUGUAUUUUCAAUUUUGGGACACCGAGAGUAUGUUACUAAGCUACCGGUAACCGAGGUUGGUGGAGGUGCUGGUCUUGCUUUUAUUACUUUUUGUGACGCCUUCCUUCAAAUGCCUGUAUCUCCGCUUUGGUCUGUUCUAUUCUUUAUCAUGCUGAUCUUGUUAGGAAUUGAUUCAGAAUUUGGAACCUUGGAAGGUUUAGUUGCGCCAUUUUAUGAUGCAAAGUGGGUAACUAUGAAAAAGUGGAAAUUCACAGGUAUACUUGCUUUUGCCAUGUUCUUGAUUGGUCUCGCUUUAAUAACAUCACCAGGGUAUUAUGCGUUUCAAUUAUUUGAUGAUUUCGCUGUUCCUUUGCCGUUACUAUUUAUCGCCUUUUUUCAAGUGGUAUCGAUAUCAUGGGUGUAUGGAAAUGAUAAAUUUGCAAAUGAUAUUGAAUAUAUGACUGGUAAACGACCUUAUCUUUUUUGGAUGAUUUGUUGGAAAUAUAUUUCACCAUUAGCUAUCUUUAUCAUCUUCGUUGCAAACUGCCAUAAAUUGGCAACAAAGUUUCCAACCUACAAAGCAUAUGUUGGUUGUCUCCAACAAAUGGUCAACUUUUCAUCAUUAUCACCUGGUACUAAAACUUCUUUAUUCGAUAGUCCUUAUCCAGCUUGGGGACAAUUCUUUAUUGUUGCAUUUAUCACAAUUUCUAUGAUACCUACCAUUGCCUGGUUGAUAAUGAACUUUGUUAAAAAUCCACAAAAAUGGGUAGAUGGGUUUAAAUCGAAGCUGUCAAAUAUUCAUGAAUAUUAUCCAGACCCAAGUUAUCCAGAUCCUAGUCGUAGAAAAAGUGGCCGUGAAAUCGAAACGCAAAUUUUAAAAGAAAUUGAAGAAGAAGAAGAUUGAGUUUAAUUAAUAUUUCUUUUAAAGCGUGUUGUGAAGAAAAAACAUAAAGAAUAGUUCGCUCCUUACAAAGACGCAUUUCCAGCUACUCUGUUCUGACAUUGUGAAAAGGAGAGUAUGAAUGGAGUUUCAUUCAAAUUUUGAGUGUACCUAAAAAUAUAUAGUUUAAGAUAUUUUGAAUAGGUUAUGUCGUAUUCAAUUCUACCACAAAAUGUCUGUUCUUCCAAGAAAAAAAAAAUGGCAUUAACUGCUGUUAUUUUCUGUGAGUCUUUCUGUGAGAACUUUAGCUAAAUAUUUCGCUGUCGAAGGGAUUAUAAAAGAUGUCUUAUAUUCAUGUAAGUCUAGGUGUAAACUUUGUAAUAUAUUUUUAUUAUUAGAAGAUGUAAAUCGAUUAUAUUUUGCCACAAGUUUUGUUGUGAAAUCACAACAUUUGUAACAAGCUCGCUCUUGUGUGAGAAAAAAAUUUAAAAGAGUGUUGAAAUCCAUGUUUCAAACUAUAGCUAUUAGACAUGA
This is a messenger RNA of Hydractinia symbiolongicarpus, 3402 nucleotides long. RefSeq names its product sodium-dependent neutral amino acid transporter B(0)AT3-like. Bases 619 to 2892 code for a protein of 757 amino acids. The transcript has 13 exons. Gene Ontology annotation, cellular component: membrane. NCBI's taxonomy places the organism in Eukaryota, Metazoa, Cnidaria, Hydrozoa, Anthoathecata, Hydractiniidae. The record is from RefSeq and is a predicted model, not a curated record. Gene Ontology annotation, biological process: sodium ion transmembrane transport.